CGGCUAGACGAGUUCCUCUUGAACUCUGGAGUGACCUGUUGUUUGUGAUUUGCUUUCAAAAUUGUCUAUAAACAAACAGAUUCCUGACAGUGACACUACAAACGACGACUUGCAAGUGUGAAGAGGUCACGAUGGUGAACGCAGGACCAAAAUAGAAAGCGAACAGCAAGAGCGGUACAGACAGAAGGAAAGACGAAGAGAGAGAGAGACAGAGAGAGUUAUUUGUUUUCCCUGAAGACCGGUUCUGAGGAAGACUUUCCAAGAUGUCGCCAUCGCAGACCACUCCCUGCUUUAUCGCUGCUCAAAAGCAGCCCAUUCCCGACGAUGCAGACGAACUGAAGGAACUGCGCUCCAACGGGAAGUGGGCGGCAGCCAUCGCCCUGGCCAGCUACAUCUACGGCGAGUACACCGUCGCCCGGCAGCUGCCCAAGGACCCGAGGCAGAACGGCUGGUGGCUGAUGUCCUCGCCUUUGCCGACGAUGCUCUUCUGUUUCAUCUACAUCUUCGCCGUCACCUACCUCGGGCCGAAUCUAAUGAAGAACCGGAAGCCCUUCACGGGGCUAAGGUCCGUCAUGAUGCUCUACAAUGCCAUACAGGUCGUCUACUCCGCCUGGCUCUUCUAUGAGGCCGGCGUGGGUGGUUGGUUCGGGAAGUACAAAUUUAUUUGCGAACUGUGUGACUUCUCCAAUAAUCCCCUCCCCGUGCGGAUGAUGCACUGUGGUUUCUGGUACUACUUCUCCAAGUUCGUCGACUUCAUCGACACGAUCUUCUUCAUCCUGCACAAGAAGUACGAACACAUUUCCCUUCUUCACGUCUCCCACCAUGCCCUCAUGCCCAUCAGCAUGUGGUACGGCAUCCGAUACCAACCUGGAGGACACAGCACCCUCAUGGGCUUCCUUAACGCCUUCGUGCACACCGUCAUGUACGCCUACUACCUCCUGGCCGCCAUGGGACCUCGCGUCCGUCCAUUCCUGUGGUGGAAGAAGUACUUGACCACUCUGCAGAUGCUUCAAUUUACCGUCGUCUUCUUCCACGCUGCCGUACUCGUCUACAUCGACUGCGCCGUCCCUAAGAUCCUCGUGACGUGGGUCGGGGGAGUGGCUGUCAUGUUCUUCGUCCUCUUCGCUGACUUCUACAUCAAGGCCUACAGGAAGGGACUAAAGAAAGGAGCUGCAAAAUCCAAGGGUCUGGAAAUCGGGACAUCUGCUGGAGCGUCCAACGGCAUCGGAACGAAGCUCCCCAACGGAAGUUGCGACGAAACCGGAGUGAAGUUGGCCAACGGCUUCGGCGAGGGAACUUCGCUGAAGUACAGAGCUCAAACAUAGAUGGCACCACUGUGCAAUGCUCAGCCCACUGAUGCGACCCCCCCCCCCCCCCCACAAAAAAAAAGAGAGAAAAAAAAAACACAUUUUCAUGAUAUUAUUUGGGCUUUGAUUCUCUUGAAUCGUAAACGUAGAGAAUUUGUACAUAUUAGUCAUAUACAAGGCCUGUCUUAAUUUUAAGGAUAUUAAUGUAUAAAGUCAAAUGAUUAGAAUGCGGAUGGAACAAAUACAGAAAAAAACAAGACUUUGUAAAAAUGUUGGCCUCUUUACAGAGUGCUUUAAAAGCAUGUUAGUUAUAAUGGAGUUUUCGCUUUUAUGAUAUCAUGGAAAUGAUCUAUAACACUUAUACGCAUCCAGUAUUCCUACUGUUUAAGUCUUUCUACAGUUUCCAUUCCAAGGUUCUUCAUAGUUUAUCGAUGCCGACCUUUUCUAGAAUUAUGGACGGUUAGCAUUUUUCGGGUAAUUGCUAUAAAUAUGCCUUGCAAGUUUAUUGAUUGCAUGCAAUCCAGUUUCAUAGACAAACAGAGUACUACUGCUAUGGAUAUAUUAGUUAUGGAGGUUAAAAGCAAUUCUGCUAUAACUGAAAGUUUUGUAUAUAUAU
Macrobrachium nipponense is the source of this 1923-nucleotide messenger RNA. Its product is annotated as very long chain fatty acid elongase 7-like. Gene Ontology annotation, cellular component: endoplasmic reticulum membrane. The coding region runs from base 264 to 1325 and encodes 353 amino acids. Lineage: Eukaryota; Metazoa; Arthropoda; Malacostraca; Decapoda; Palaemonidae. Gene Ontology annotation, molecular function: fatty acid elongase activity. Gene Ontology annotation, biological process: fatty acid elongation, polyunsaturated fatty acid; fatty acid elongation, monounsaturated fatty acid; very long-chain fatty acid biosynthetic process. The record is from RefSeq and is a predicted model, not a curated record. The transcript has 9 exons.